Molecule: messenger RNA, 381 nt
Organism: Necator americanus (New World hookworm)
Lineage: Eukaryota; Metazoa; Nematoda; Chromadorea; Rhabditida; Ancylostomatidae
Exons: 1
Coding region: 1-381 (126 amino acids)
Source: RefSeq, a predicted model, not a curated record
AUGGGAUCACUCUCCUGGGAAGAAAGGGUCAUACGUGUUUAUGGAAGAUUUCUCUCGAACCUAUGUUUCGCGGACGACACCGUCCUCUUUUCGAGCAGUACCAAAGAAGCAGAAACGAUGCUCAACGAAUUGAACGAAGCAGGGAAGAGAGUAGGACUGGAAAUAAACAGAAAGAAGACACAGUUUAUAAAGAACGCCUACUGCGAGGACGGAGGAAUACAACUUGAAGGCCACCAAAUCGUGAAAACUUCUUCAUACGCAUACCACGGACGUUCUAUGGAAAUGGAAAAUGACUUGAAGGAAGAACUGAAUAUUAGAAUGAGAGCAGCAUGGGCAGCAUUCGCAGAAGAAUGGACGUUAGAAGGACUAAAAAAACGCUAG